GAUAGAUAGAUAGAUCGCAUUGGCUCUGUCUUUUCUCAGCCUCCGUUCUUGACUCUGUCCCAGUAGUAGAAUAUAAUUAGAUAUCAGUCACUGAAUAGUCUUUUUUCAAUCCCCUCUUCUUCUCCCAGCCCACUUUGCACUGUAAAAACCACUCAAUGACGUAUCAGUCAUCAGAGAACACACCCCUUUUCAUCUGUUUGUUUACGUCAGCUGGGGGAUGUCAGAGGCGGAGUGGGUUUUGAUUGGCCAAGACAGGAGGUAAAGCGUCAGAGCCGAUACGCAAGACGUGUAGAUCUAUUAAUACGUGCCUCCACCUAUGCCGAGGGACCCCUCUACUCUACGCAGCUAUCCUUUUUUUUUUUUCUAUCCCACUUGGUGAGCUGGGAUUUAAUAUCGGCAAAUAUGGAGCAUUGAAGUAGGGCUCCAAGAAUAAACCCAGACGGCCACGUGCCAGCAUUUUCGUCAGAGGCUGGCACAAUCUGUUCUCCCCGCUUCCGCUCUCCAUGGCAACAGUAGUAUGGAAGAGGCAGAAGGUUGGCCGAGAGACCGUGGGCGGGCAUCUGGCGUGCUUCACUCCAGUCCUUCCUACGUCUACCAGAUCUCCUCGCCUGACUAACAGCUUGGCAACUGUCUCUUGUCAGAAUUAACUCUGUUACAAUUCAGACUCAGGGCGGCUGGUUCCUCCCAUGAAGCCCAGAAAACCCUUUCCAGUGGGCCUGUGCUGCCUCGCGAUCGGCCUCGUCAUCUUCACUCUGGGACUGGUGCUGCCUUCCAUUUACAUCUAUCGCUUCUACUUUAUGUCCCAGCAGAUCCCAGAGGACAGCUUAUUCCACUGCCGGGUCAUCUACGAUGACUCUGUGUACGCUCCCCUGAGAGGACGCCAAGAACUGGAGGAGAACGUGGGCAUCUACCUUGAGGAGAACUAUGAGCAGAUCAGUGUUCCCGUGCCUCAUUUUGGGGGCAGUGACCCAGCAGAUAUCGUCCAUGACUUCCAGAGGGGCCUCACAGCCUAUUAUGACAUUGCCUUGGACAAAUGCUACAUCACUGAGUUGAACACAACUGCUGUGAUGCCUCCUCGCAGUCUGUGGGAGCUGCUUGUUAAUGUCAAGAGGGGGACGUACCUUCCCCAGACGUACAUUGUCCAAGAGGAGAUGGUUGUGACCGGCAGGUUGAGGAACAUGAGGCAGCUGGGCCCCUUCAUCCACAGACUCUGCUUUGGCAAAGAGACGUACCGCCUCAGGCGUCGCAACCAGCGCCAACGUAUCGAGAGGCGUGAGACAAAGAAGUGCCACAGAAUCCGUCACUUUGAGAACACUUUUGUGGUCGAGACCGUCAUCUGCGACCGACUCUAAAAUCUGAGGCGGAAAUCACAGCCAUCCGACACUGAAGCCAAUUUCAAACCAUACCUCUUGAAUUUCUUAUGCGUUAUGCUGCACUUUAAGAGCAAAAUGUUGUCCUUUAGUUUCAGUUUUAAGAGUUUUUGUCUCAUCUUUGCUCUUUUUAUUGUUGAUGUCUCACUUUUUAACUCACAUUGUACAUGUGAUGUGUUUGGAUUUAUCUGUGGCUUGUCUUGUAGAGCAGGAGAUAUUAAUCUCAGUCAAAUCAGCGUCAGUCUGUGACAAUUACAUCAGAAAACCAGACUCGUUCUUAUUUUGUUAAUAUUUGUUUGUUGGUCAUUUUUUAAAUUUCAUUUAAAGGGCAAAACAUACCUCAUGUAGUUAAGAUGUUCAUUUUGCUUGUUUAUAUCAUUACCGAAUUGUGUAUAUAACUGAUUGUUCCUAAGCAAUAUACAUAAAUAUAUAUACUGUAAAUUUUCUUCUUAAUAUCACAUUGUUACAUGCAUAGAUUUUUAUCAAAACUUGUUUUUGUGAGUGGUCACUUAUUUAUGUUUUUUUUUUUUUCCUUUGGUAUCACACUUUACUACUCCUUGGGUUAUAUACGGCUUUCGACUGUAAUUAGUAGCAGUGCUGUAGAGGGACAAAGGGAACCAAAGUCUGCAGUCAGUGAUGCUACACGUAGUUGUAAGGGAUAUAAUAUUUAUAUUGAAGAGUGCUUUAUAGUUUAGAUCACUUACUGUAGAUGAUAUCAAAGGCAAAAAACUACUUCUUUUUGCUCUUCCUCCUCCUCACUCAGAUUUAGCUGUUUGUCUUUAGCUUUCGCCUCCUCUCCGUCCUUUCUAACUCCCGUUUUCUACAUUGUUGACGAGUCUUAUCAUAAAUAACAUUUUUAGGUGUGUUUAUGAUGUACGUGUGUUCAUAUUUCACUGUUUUUGACACUUUAUCUGACUGUAAAGUCUAAAUUCUCUUGUAAGAUCUCGCUGCUUUAAAAAUAAACAAAUCAAACUUU
Xiphophorus couchianus (Monterrey platyfish) is the source of this 2346-nucleotide messenger RNA. Its product is annotated as integral membrane protein 2C-like. NCBI's taxonomy places the organism in Eukaryota, Metazoa, Chordata, Actinopteri, Cyprinodontiformes, Poeciliidae. Gene Ontology annotation, molecular function: amyloid-beta binding. Gene Ontology annotation, biological process: negative regulation of amyloid precursor protein biosynthetic process. The transcript is spliced from 6 exons. The coding region runs from base 687 to 1352 and encodes 221 amino acids. The record is from RefSeq and is a predicted model, not a curated record. Gene Ontology annotation, cellular component: Golgi apparatus; plasma membrane; extracellular exosome.